This is a messenger RNA of Osmerus eperlanus (European smelt), 1241 nucleotides long. Its product is annotated as olfactory receptor-like protein OLF4. Gene Ontology annotation, cellular component: membrane. Gene Ontology annotation, biological process: G protein-coupled receptor signaling pathway; detection of chemical stimulus involved in sensory perception of smell. Gene Ontology annotation, molecular function: olfactory receptor activity; G protein-coupled receptor activity; odorant binding. The record is from RefSeq and is a predicted model, not a curated record. Bases 1 to 963 code for a protein of 320 amino acids. NCBI's taxonomy places the organism in Eukaryota, Metazoa, Chordata, Actinopteri, Osmeriformes, Osmeridae. The transcript has a single exon.
AUGAACUUGAUCAACACAGCUCUUGAGGACAAUGUCACUUUUCAGCGUCCAGCACAGUUCUACAUCCUAGGGUUCUCUGGAAUCCCUAACCUGCCUUAUUACUUUGUCUUCCUGUUUGUCAUCUACAUCGUGUCCGUGCUAGGCAACGCUUUGGUCAUGACUGCUAUAUAUGUGGACAGCUCUCUCCAUACCCCCAAGUAUCUCAUUGUCUUCAACCUGGCAUUCGUGGACCUUUGUCGAAUCUCCAUCCUGGUCAUCCUGCUGCUGGACACCUACCUGAUCAACAACCAGUUCAUCUCCUACAAUAAAUGUAUGACCAACAUGUUAUUUACUUACCUGACUCUAGCCAUGCAGUCUUUCAACCUAACCAUGUUGGCAUAUGACAGGCUGGCGGCCAUCUCCUUCCCUCUGCGCUAUCACACACUGGUGACGCGUAAGACCAUGACCGCGUUCACCGGCGCAGUGUGGCUCGUCAGCGUCCUGUUCAACCUCAUCAACGCCGGCGCCAUCACCAGGAUGACCUUCUGCCGGUCCCUGGUCAUCCGAAACUACGCCUGUGACCACGGUUCCCUGUUCCCCCUGGCGUGCAAUUUCAACACCUAUUAUUUGACCCUGCGCUUUAUCACUCCAGUUAUCAUCGUUUGGCUUCCUCUCGGGUUCAUCGUCGUGACGUAUGUCUCUAUUGGUGUGGCCUUGCGCGGGGUCUCUACACGCCAGGGCAGGUUAAAAGCUGGGAGGACAUGCACGACUCAUCUGAUGUUAGUCGCGUUGUUCUACUUACCGUUAAUGAUGAAUUUUGUUCUAGGGGAAGGCAUCUCCAUCAACACCAAAUGCUUUUACUUGUCUCUGACCACAGCUCUCCCUCCUAUGCUGAACCCCAUUAUAUACGUGCUGAAGACAGACGAGUUCAAGGUCUCGGCUAUGAAGCUGGUGAAAACCAGCUCGAGCUUUCUGAAAUUGUGAUUUUUUGGGGGCAUUUGGGUUCAAAACUAGUCCAGCUGGGGGAGGGUGAAACCCAGCCCCAAUGUAGUCAGUACAUGUUGUGAGUAAGCUAUGACUAACCGUAGUUCCUAUCCAUAAAACUAUAUACUACGCAUUAUAUUCAGCACCAAAUCCAUUCCAUGUUAUCAUACUGCAGUGUUUGUUCUGUAUGUGUCUGUAGAGGAACAACAAUCAAACUAUUAAAAUCGAAUUUGAUUACGUAAUUUCUGUCAUUUCCCCCCAAAAUGUGUUUUUGUUCA